Molecule: messenger RNA, 1312 nt
Organism: Onthophagus taurus
Lineage: Eukaryota; Metazoa; Arthropoda; Insecta; Coleoptera; Scarabaeidae
Gene: Smyd5
Product: SET and MYND domain containing, class 5
Biological process (GO): negative regulation of gene expression, epigenetic
Molecular function (GO): protein binding; histone H4K20 methyltransferase activity
Source: RefSeq, a predicted model, not a curated record
UGACAUUUACUGUCACCUUGACAGCUGAUAGUAAACAUAACCUUUUAUAAAAACCUAACCAAACCGCGUGCAAAACAUAAAAAUCGAUAUGGAAAACGUUGAAAUCCGUUUAGUUAAUAAUUCAAAAGGACGCGGAUUAUUCGCAAAAAAAUCGUUUAAAUCUGGGGAUGUUAUCUUUGAAGAAACCCCCUUUGUUUGUUGUCAAUUCUCUUGGAAUUCGGAAUAUAAAUAUAAAGCCUGUGAUUACUGCUUAAAACCAUUAGAAACGGCUCAAGAGAAUGCGAGAAGAUUAACCGGCCAACCUAAUUUAGAAUUACCUUUUCCCGAUUGUUGCACAACUGAUAAAAGUAAAAUCGUUUUAUGUUUUAAUUGCAACGUUGAGUAUUGUAGUGAAGAAUGUAAAAUGAAUUCUUGGAAUGAUUACCAUAAAAUGUUAUGUGUUGGUUUAAACACAACCCAUCCUUUAAUUAAUUUGAAUAAUGCUUGGAAACAAAUUCAUUAUCCCCCAGAAGAAAGUACAAUCAUGAUUUUACCAAGAAUUUUAGCAAUGAUUGAACAAUCAGAAAAUCGGGAACAAGUUCUUCUAAAAUUGAAUCAAUUUUGUAAUAAAAGUGUUAAUGAAGAAUUGGAAUUAGCACAUAAAUUUUUGGGAGAUAAGUUUAUUGGAAGCAUAAAUCUGUUAUAUGAUUUAUUAAAAAACGUUAUUUCCCAAAAAGAAAUUGACACAAUAGAAGGGUUUCAUAAAUUAUUAGCAAUAUUAGGAACUAAUGGACAAGGUGUUGGAACAAGUUCUAUAAGCGAAUGGGUUAAUAAAUGCUCUGAAUUACCAUUAAGUGACUUCGAACGUGAAAAGCUCAAUAAUUUUAUUGAUAAACUCUAUGUAGACAUGGAGAAUAACGUUGGAUGCUUUUUGAACAAUGAAGGAGUUGCUUUAUAUAGUUUACAAAGUGCUGCAAAUCAUAGCUGCAUCCCAAACGCAGAACCAAGCUUUUUACACAACAACAGCAAAUUAUCGUUAGUUGCAUUAAAAGAUAUUCAAGAUGGAGAAGAAAUUUGUAUAAGCUACUUAGACGAGUGCAAUUUGGGGCGCUCAAGACAUUCCAGACAUAAACAACUUGCUGAAAAUUAUUUAUUUAUUUGUAAUUGUGAAAAAUGUUUACAAGAAAUUAACGAAGCUGAUGUUACAUCUGAAGAAAGUGAUGAAGAUAUGUCUGAUUAAAACAAUCAAAUUCCUUAAUCGAAAGUGAAAAUAAAUCACAUUUGGGUUUUCUAAUUAAACACAUAACCUAUAAAAAAUUGUUGAUGUCAAAUG